AUGAGUCCUGAUGGUUUGGUUAAAAAAUGCAAGGCAAGAUUGGUGCCAAAAGGGUAUUCUCAACAACCCGGAGUCGACUAUCAUGAGACAUUUGCACCGGUUGCGAGACAAGAAACGAUAAGGAUGUUGAUUGCAUUAGCUGCUCACAAAGGUUGGAAACUUUACCAACUUGAUGUGAAAUAUGCAUUCUUGAAUGGAAUAUUGAAAAAAGAGGUGUAUGUGCAAGCACCUCGUGCAUGGUAUGGAAAUAUCGAUGUGUAUUUCUCUGGGAGAGGAUUUUUCAGUAGUCCUAGUGAGCUGACACUCUACAUCAAGCAUGGUGAAUCUGGGACUAUGGAGUAUGUUCUCAUGUUUGAAAGGAAUGAUAGUGAAGAUAUUGAGUUGUUUGGGUUAUGUGAUAGCAAUUGGGCUGGAAGCAUGGAUGACAUGAAGAGUACGCUCGGGUAUUGUUUUUCACUUGGUUCAAGUAUUUUUUCAUGGGCAUCGAAGAAGCAAGAGAGAGUUGCACAUUCCUCCGCCGAAGCCGAAUACGUAUCGGCAAACAAAGCAACCAAACAAGUGGUUUGGUUAAGGAAGAUUUUAGAAGACAUGGGGAGAGAAACAAGAUAUGGCUACGGAAUUCCGGAAGAGAUUGGGAAAUUGCAGAAGCUGAAGGUGUUGGAUUUAGAGAAUAAUCAACUAACGGGCACAAUUCCGUUGUCUCUCUUCAACAUCUCGACCUUACAAGCUAUUGGAUUGACCAACAAUGACUUGUCUGGCGAGCUUCCACCGGAUUUCUUCCACUAUCUUCCCGACCUGGAAGGCCUCUUCAUGUCUGGCAACCAAUUGGAGGGACCAAUCCCGUCCUCCAUCGGCAGAUGCUCCAAGUUUGAGCUUCUUUCUCUCUCGUCUAAUGGAUUCGUUGGCCAGAUACCCACGGAGAUAGGAAACUUGAGCAACCUUCAAGUGAUCAGUAUUAUCUCUAAUAGUUUGACAGGUCCAAUUCCACAUGAGAUAGGUAAACUUGUCAAUUUGAAACAACUGAAACUUUGGCGCAAUGGCCUCACUGGAUCUAUUCCAAAUAAUAUAUGGAAUUCUUCCUCUUUCCAAUGGUUAGAUCUUAGUGGUAUUCCGGAGGAAUUUGGUAGGCUUCAUAAUUUAGAGACAUUGCUAUUGGAAAAUAAUAAACUAACUGGUUCUGUUCCUGAAUCAAUAUUCAACUCCUCUAAAUUGAAUUUACUUUCAUUAGUCAACAACCAGCUUUCUGGUAAUCUCCCACCAAAUUUAGGCCUUUUUGUUCCCAAUCUUAAACAAAUAUAUUUGGGCAGAAAUCAGUUCAGUGGUGUCAUCCCAAACUCCAUCUCCAAUGCUUCAAAUCUGAUCCAUUUAGACCUCGCUAAAAAUCAGUUCAGCGGUCCAAUUCCUAACUCACUUGGUGAUUUGAGGCUACUUCAAAAUCUAAUCUUGCUUGAAAACAACUUUACUGCUGACCCUUCUUCUCGCGAAUUGAAAUUCCUCGUUUCCUUGACAAAUUGUAGGUACUUGAUAAGAUUAUGGAUAGCCGAAAAUCCUUUAAAUGGAAUUCUCCCAUCUUCCAUUGGCAACCUCUCCAUGUCUCUCCAAAGCUUUUAUUUCUAUGAUUGUGGAAUUAUGGGCAAGAUCCCUCUAGAAAUUGGUAACUUGACAAGAUUAGAGUCUUUAUCUUUUUUCAACAACAAUCUGAUUGGUUCACUUCCAGGGACUCUCAAGGAACUAAGAAACCUCCAAGCCUUGAGUGCCAAUAAUAACAAGUUAGAAGGAUCCAUUCCCAAUUGGAUUUGUGAUUUAGGGACAUUAACUCUGCUAACCUUAGAUGAAAAUGAGUUUUCUGGCCCAUUGCCAGCUUGUUUGGCAAAUAUUAGCUCUCUUAGGAAAUUCUAUGUAUCUUCAAAUACACUAGUUUCCGACAUUCCUUCAAGCAUUUUUAGUCUUCCCGACCUUUUGGUGCUCGAUCUCUCAAACAAUUCUUUCAGCGGGCAACUGUCCCCUGAUAUUGGGAACUUAAAAGCUGCUAUAACUAUAGACAUAUCCUAUAACAAACUUUCGGGCGAAUUGCCGGGCACAAUUGGAGGCCUAACGAACUUGAUUAACCUUUCUUUAUCAGAUAACAAAUUCCAAGGCCCUAUUCCUGAGUCACUUGGUAACAUGCUGAGCCUGGAAAAUCUAGAUUUAUCCAAAAACGAACUUUCAGGUGCUAUUCCCAAAUCUCUGGAGAAAUUCCUUCAAAAGGGCCUUUCCUAA
This is a messenger RNA of Impatiens glandulifera, 2259 nucleotides long. RefSeq names its product LRR receptor-like serine/threonine-protein kinase FLS2. The record is from RefSeq and is a predicted model, not a curated record. Gene Ontology annotation, molecular function: protein binding. The transcript is spliced from 6 exons. Bases 1 to 2259 code for a protein of 752 amino acids. NCBI's taxonomy places the organism in Eukaryota, Viridiplantae, Streptophyta, Magnoliopsida, Ericales, Balsaminaceae.